Molecule: messenger RNA, 697 nt
Organism: Dimorphilus gyrociliatus
Lineage: Eukaryota; Metazoa; Annelida; Polychaeta; Dinophilidae
Source: the annotation of a GenBank genome assembly
CAUGACAGAGAAUGAAGACGAAUAUACGAGUCGUUUAGUAAAGUUGGUUUUAAUAGGAGACGGAACCUCUGGAAAGACUUCUUUAGCUUAUCGGUACGUUAACGAUACAUUCAGCAAACCUUACUCGCAAACACUAGGAAUUGAUUGUUUAUUAAAGAGAACAAUUUUAUCAAGUAAUGUUCACGUUACUGCACAAAUAUGGCAUAUUGGAGGCCAAAGUAUUGGAGGAGGGAUGCUUGAUAAAUACCUUUACAACGCCGAUGGUGUAAUUUUAGUAUAUGACGUUACCAAUUUGGAAAGUUUUGAAAAUUUAAUGGAUUGGAAAGAGCAAGUUCUUCAACUUAUAAGAUUACGUAGCGAUGCAAAAUUUCCUCACUUUGUUCUUGUGGGUAACAAAAUCGAUCUCGAACAUUUAAGGGUUGUUCGAGGGCAGCGACAAGAAGCGUUUGCAAAGAAACAAGGCAUGAGUUCAUAUUUUGUUUCGGCUAAAACAGGAGAGGGCGUUACGAUGUGUUUUAAGAAAGUUAUUGCUGAUAUUUUAGGCAUUAAAUUGACGGUAAAAGAUCAUGAUUAUCAAUAUACUAUAGUUAAAGCAGAAAUUGUCAAAGAAAAGAAAAAAUGCACAGAAAAUUCAACAGUUCAAUCAGUUGCAAGACCAAAAUCUCCAGAGAAAAGCUCGUUUUGUGUUGUUCAAUAA